GCUGUAGGCUCCGUGUUGGCUACCAACUACCGAGAACAUCAUGCAUUGACGGCACAUGGACAUUUAUCUCCCAUUUACACAAUCAGGUCAUGAUGCCAUUCCAAAGCCUGAUCCGGCCGUCCCGAACUGACCUAAGUCAUAGAUAGCUCAAAUGGUAUACUUGAGAUUGUAAUGUGGACGAGAUCCAUCCUACUGGUUAUGUUGACGGCAUUUACAUUAUGGCACGUCACUAACAGCAAUGAGCGAUGUCACCGACCACGCCACGGCCGCAGACCGAGGGAGCCUGCAGGGUUCAGAUAUCGGCCUCGGACAGACAAGUUGUGCCACGGGCCCUGCAUCGAACCACAACACCGACACCUCUUAUUGUUGGGAGGAACCAACAACCGAGAGCGAUUGCGCCAUUGCAGCAUCAGUCAACACAUCGAUGGCAUUUCUAGGCUAUACUCGGCCCUCUCCCUCAGUGAGCCUGAAGUUGUCAUAUUGGUCCAAGUGACCAGAGACUGGACACCUGACCCCCAAGUUCUAGACCUGAUGGCCGGCCGUUUAGGCAACGUGUCUGUAUUUGUAGGAGGUCACCACUCGGCAAACUCGAUCCUCCAUUACUGUCGAGGAAUGGGCGAUCGGUGUUUCCGACUUCAGACUUUAUUCCCCGUCCUAACUGAGAUCCACAAAUGGACACCUCCCGGAGAAAUAUCAUCCACUCUUUUGGACAUUUACGAUCCUAGAUGGCUUCCCAUCACCACCCCUGCCCCUCUAAAUCCCAACCUUACGUUGUCGACGCACAAACAAAUCGAAGAACUUACUUCCCAGCUCUGUGUUCGAGAUAGGAGGCUCAAUCGCUACUUCGAACUGCAUCAUACGAUUACUGAUCCAUCGAAUGUUUUGCUCUGUUACAGGAGGACUGGGGGAGACGUGAUAGAGCCUGGGAUGGUAACAGAGUCCAGUCUCUCACUAAGAGACAUUCUACCCAUCAACCCAAAACAUUAUGACAAAAACCGAGCACCUAAGUUCCAAGGACAAGCAACUAUUGUUUAUUUCCAUGUCACUGUUCUCUCUCUGGACUCAAUCAAUGAGGAAUCAAUGACCUAUGUCGCAGACAUUUUCUUAGCACAAAGUUGGAGGGACCCGAGACUUCGCUUGCCAGAGAAUAUGAGUGAGGAGUACAGGAUACUAGACGUCGAAUGGCUGCAUGAUAUCUGGAGACCGGACUGUUUUUUCAAAAAUGCCAAAAAAGUAACUUUUCACGAAAUGAGUAUUCCCAACCAUUAUCUAUGGCUCUACCACGACAAAACACUUCUUUACAUGUCAAAGCUUACACUUGUACUGUCAUGUGCUAUGAAAUUUGAGUCCUAUCCUCAUGAUACCCAAAUCUGCUCAAUGAUGAUUGAAAGUUUAUCUCACACAACACAUGAUUUGGUGUUCAUAUGGAACAUGACGGACCCAUUAGUCGUCAAUCCAGAAAUAGAACUGCCUCAACUGGACAUAUCUAACAACUACACAGCUGAUUGCACCAUUGAAUACUCAACUGGAAACUUUACAUGCUUAGCAGUAGUAUUCAACUUAAGAAGACGACUGGGCUAUCACCUGUUCCACACAUACAUUCCUUCGGCUUUAAUUGUUGUCAUGUCUUGGAUAUCAUUUUGGAUCAAACCUGAGGCGAUUCCAGCUAGGGUCACUUUGGGAGUAACUUCAUUGCUUACAUUAGCAACACAAAACACACAAUCACAACAAUCCCUACCACCAGUGUCUUACGUGAAGGCUAUUGACAUUUGGAUGUCAUCGUGUUCUGUGUUUGUGUUCCUAUCUCUGAUGGAGUUUGCUGUAGUCAACAACUACAUGGGCCCCAUCGCAACAAAGGCGAUGAAAGGAUAUUCUGAAGAAGACGUUAGAGGAGGUUUAGACGAUCUCAAGCAGGAAUUGGAUCCAUCUGGAAGGGGCCCCCCACGGGCAUCUAUUCUCCCAUCUCUACCACAAUACCCCACUUUCUGCAAUGGUAGGGAAAUUGCCCUCUCAAUCGAUCAAUUCUCCAGAUUUUUUUUCCCGUUUUCAUUUUUUGUUUUGAACAUAGUAUACUGGACAUCGUUUCUCGAGGUGUAAGGGUGUGCUUUUGUAAAUAGCCUAUACGAUGUCUGCUGUAAUUUGUGUGCAGUUUUGAAUUUUGAAAAUUUUGUAUGACUUUCUGUUUCUAGAGUAUUGUUGUUAUGUGUAAGUUGUUCAUCAGUAAAUGUUGUCAA
Messenger RNA from Macrosteles quadrilineatus (aster leafhopper), 2234 nucleotides. RefSeq names its product glycine receptor subunit alpha-2-like. Gene Ontology annotation, cellular component: synapse; membrane; neuron projection. Gene Ontology annotation, molecular function: extracellular ligand-gated monoatomic ion channel activity; transmembrane signaling receptor activity; neurotransmitter receptor activity. Gene Ontology annotation, biological process: signal transduction; chloride transmembrane transport; nervous system process. The record is from RefSeq and is a predicted model, not a curated record. The transcript is spliced from 12 exons. NCBI's taxonomy places the organism in Eukaryota, Metazoa, Arthropoda, Insecta, Hemiptera, Cicadellidae. The coding region runs from base 172 to 2097 and encodes 641 amino acids.